AUGCGCAGCUUCCUACUUCUCCUCGUCCUCACUCUCGUGGCAAUUACGAGCAGCAAUGCUUUCAUGCCAAGUCGUCCCCAGCUUAAGGUGUCAAAGCCGGAGCUGGAACAAGCCACUCCGUGGAGAACCGAUGACAAGCGCUUUCUUCGAGCUUCGGGUGAAGUCGAUGAAGAACGCGGAUUCUCGGAUCUUGCAGCAAAGCUGAAGGCAUGGCUGCAAAAAUUUAAGUCAUGGUUUACCAAAUCGAAGCCGGUUACGGCAGCCACGACGAAGUAUGAGAAGGUGGCUGAGAAGGUAGCGAUUAAGUACCAGUCGUUGAUGUACAAGAGUGAAGUGGCGAAGGCAGAAGAUCUGAUCAAGAAGGGCGUCAUGAAUGACGAUCUGUACAAGAACAAGAUCAGCCCAGAAGCGUACUUUGACGCGAUGAAGCUGGACCCGAAGCUCAAAUUUAUUUCUGAUUCGGCUGUUGCCAGGGCGAACAACCCCAACUUGGAGAAGUUUUUCACGUACUCUCUCUUCUGGACCAAGAAGAAUGAGGUCACAAAGGCUGAAGGUCUGAUCAAGAAGGGCGUCAUGAACGAUGUUCUGUACCAGAACAAGAUCAGCCCGGAGACGUACUUCGACGCGCUAAAGCUGGACCCGAAGCUAAGAUUCGUUUCGGACUCGGCGGUUGCGAGGGCGAACAAUCCCAACUUGGAAAAGUUUUUAUCGUAUACUAGCUUCUACAACAAAAGCCAGGCCGGCAAGAGAGAAGUCGCAAAAGCGGAAGAUCUGAUCCAAAAGGGCGUUACGGAUAAAGUUCUACUCAAGAACCAGAUUAGUCCAGAAGCGUAUUUUGAGGCGCUGAAGCUGGACCCGAAGCUCAAGCUCAUCGCGGAUUCGGCAGUGGCGAGGAAGAACAACCCAGACUUGGAGAAGUUUUACACGUAUGCUACCAAGUACUACAAUAGUCUGGCUGGCAAAUAG
Phytophthora nicotianae INRA-310 is the source of this 966-nucleotide messenger RNA. RefSeq lists its product as hypothetical. The record is from RefSeq and is a predicted model, not a curated record. NCBI's taxonomy places the organism in Eukaryota, Oomycota, Peronosporomycetes, Peronosporales, Peronosporaceae. Bases 1 to 966 code for a protein of 321 amino acids. The transcript has a single exon.